Lagopus muta (rock ptarmigan) is the source of this 13292-nucleotide messenger RNA. It is a transcript of the gene PTPN13, whose product is annotated as protein tyrosine phosphatase non-receptor type 13. Gene Ontology annotation, molecular function: phosphatidylinositol 3-kinase regulatory subunit binding; protein tyrosine phosphatase activity. Gene Ontology annotation, cellular component: nucleus; cytoskeleton; cytoplasm. The transcript is spliced from 48 exons. Lineage: Eukaryota; Metazoa; Chordata; Aves; Galliformes; Phasianidae. Gene Ontology annotation, biological process: peptidyl-tyrosine dephosphorylation. The record is from RefSeq and is a predicted model, not a curated record. The coding region runs from base 4971 to 12542 and encodes 2523 amino acids.
CAGUAGUUUGUAGCCUGAGCAGAGUUAACAAGAAUUGUCCCUUCUAGAGUCAGAUUAUGGUCAUUGUAACACCAGUGUAAAUCUGGAGUAAUCCCUCUGAUUUCUAUAUGAAUACUCUGGUGGAACUCUGAAUAGCAGCAUAUGUGAUGAGAAUUAUAACCUUUGGAUUUUUACAGAUAAACAGAAGGGAUUUUUCUUAGUAUGGAAGUGCAUUCUGGCAACAUUAAGGAUAGUACAGUAUUAGAUGUAUUUUCUUAAUUUUUUUUCUUUCGAAUUUGCAGUAGCUCUUUCAGCAGUUUUUACAGACAGUCCACUUCUUUCACUCUCUGAAUUCUCUCACUGUGUUUCCUUGCAAUCGAUAUUCAGCCUUUUGUUGCUGGAUGUUUUUAAGCAUUUAGUGAUCCAACAGGCGUGUCUGUGUCUCCUAUCGUGCUCUCUUCAUCCACGGACUUCUUCAUGUUUACCAAUUUAUCCUUUUACCACCUGAAAUCUCAGCUGUUUGUGUGCGCCCUGCUGCUACCAAAAACUGAUGUGAUCCAGUUUUGCCCAUGAAAAGAUGGCACUGAGAAUAUAAAAAGCAUACAGAAUAGACAGGAUCUGCAAAAACAAUCUUAGAUAACAGUGAAGAGAAUCCAUGGUUAAAAAAAAAGAAAAAAAAAAGCUCUGAAAAAAAAACCUUUGAGUUGUAUUUACUUCAUUUGCUGUUGUUUCUUUUUACUGUUUUUGCUAAUUUUUCGUGAAAAUAUAUUCAAUUGCCACCUCUGACAAUUGGAUGUAAGAUCAGGCAUACGACAUGCACAUGUAAAAAUAGCAAAAAUGGGUGAUCCCUAAGGAACAGUGUAAGAAAUUUGGUUUAUAAUCAUUUUUUUAGGAGCUUAGAAAAUCAAGAUUGUAGAUUGGAUUCAGCAGCAUCAGUUUGUUUGCCUGCAGACAGCAACUUACUGAAACUAUCACUGUGCAACUUCUAUUGCAUGACAUCAAAAACAGAAGUAAGGAUGGCCACCAAGUUAUAGGAAUUGCCAACAGGUAAGUGGCUUUCUUGAUAGCAUGGGAGUGCUGCAAAUAUGAAGCUGCCAUUGGCACAAGCCAAGUCAUUCUCAGUUUAAGAUAGUAGGAAACUCUUAACAUGUUCCACAAGAGUUGCACAAUCCAUCCCUUGAACAUAGGAUGAUGCUAAGUUGAGACGCAGCAGUAGAGCAAUGAAUUCAUUAAAGAUAAAUGCAGUACUUUCAGAUUUCAGACAGCUGCAGCAAAAGAAUAUUCAACUUCCAAAUUGUCUGUCUGGCCUUUAAAAAUUGGCCAGCUGAAAGACAUCAAUUAUGGAAUUAUAGAAAUGUGGACAUUUUGGAAAAAAGGUCUCUUUUCUCCCCACACCACUCAUUUGUCUAGACUUUGCUCUGUCCUUCCACACAAUCUAUCUACUGUUGGUGUGAGAGCCCUUUUUUUCUGAAGAGGCUGGAUCCUGGGACAGCCUUUGUGUAUUUCCCAGCCUUGGUGACCCUUCGUCUAAUUUCAAAUCUGAAAUAAAAACAACCCCUUUUCUCCAACUCUCCUUAUACAUUUUAAUGUCUCUCUUCCGCUCCUCUGUUUUAACUCUUGACUGUAAUACUCCCAAACAAAACCUUCAUUAAGAUUGACUCCAAAGCUGAAUACAGAAAAGACCUGUUGGAACAAGCAGUUUCUGUCUGGGCAAGAUUAUUCUAUACUGUGUAUUUACUACUGCUUCAACCAGUCUGCUUUUAAGUAUCUAAAGCUAAUUAGCUUCUGUAAAUUAGAUUUUCUUGCAGAUUACCCUUGAGAGCCAGAAGUCUUACUGUAGGAUGGAUCUUUCUAGUGAAAUCUCUCUUUUUUUUUUCUCCUUUCUCGGCUGAUGUGUAAAUAAUUACAACUCCAGAUGUGUUUUGAGUCUUUUUUCUGUGGUUGUACUGACACAUAGCUUGUGAGCACACCUGAAAUCUCACAGUUGCUUUCCUACCAGAAGGAUUUUCUUACAGGUUGGAGUUUUCCUUCUUUACUGGCAUUCACCCUCAUCAUGUGUUUGUAGCAAUGUCCCUUCAUUGUCACUUAGCCAUGGAAUACAAACAUGGUUAACAUUUGGAAGGGGAUUUGUGCAUCAAGCUGCCAAACUUCAGGCAGCAUUCUCAUCUGCUUUUGGAAAAUACAUCCCACCAAAAUUAGGAGGUGCCCAGGAUAAAUUGUCACUUUUGAAAACCCCAGACAGUUGCUGCAGUUGGAUUUUCAUCUUUCUGAGAGAUUUAAUUUUUCUGGUAUGUAUUUCUCCUUGCUUCUUCUUUCAGAGUGACUGAUUUCAGUUCUUUAGGAUCUUUCAGAUAAUACUAGGACAACACCUAAUAGAAUCUAAACCAAAAGGAAGGUGCUUUUCGUGCCUUGUGUGUGAAUUGCCCUAAGAUGCAGCUGAGUUGAAUUUCCUUUUUUAUUUAAAAUGGUUUUCCUUCCUCAUGAAGUGUGAAUGGUUAGACCAAGUCUUCCUCCAAUCCAUCUCCAAAAGAGCACAGGAGUGUGCCACACCAUUUUUGACUUCUCAGUUACCCACAAGCACAAGAUUAAGGGAGUGUGCUGAUUUAUGUGCAGAUUAUCUCCUCAUAUACAGCCAAGGUGUGACCAGGCAUGUAUCCCAAUACAGGAACACAGAGGUGCUCCUGAAUCUCCCAUUUAGACACACAUGAAGGCAUACCUGUUUAUUAAAGAGGCUUCAACAAGAAGAGCAAAUAACAUGAUUUAUUCUUUUUUCCCUAAGGAAAAGCUUUGAGUAAAUGAUGCAAUAGUUUGAGGUGGAAUAAUUGGAGUAUAUUUAUUUGCCAGACACUCUAUGCAAAAGAAAAGUUUAAGUUCUGUAGGUGUGGCUAACAUGGAAACUUACCAUGAGCAUCGGAAGAAAAUGUCACACUCAGAAAUAUGUGAAGUUAAGUGCUGGUGUGUCAGUAAACAUACACAGCACUCACAGAAAGUGGCAGUAUUACCAUACUGACAAAAGGCAUUCCAUUUUUCAGCAGUGGAGACAGUCCAAGGCGUCAGUCUGUGUACAGUAUGUGAUGUCUUUAUUUUAGUGGUGCAAGGAAUCUCUGAAGUGAUGGCAAUGCUUUUCAUGUAUUUGCAUUCCUGUAAAAUGCACGGUAGGUGAGGAUGGAAAUUAUGCUUUUCAUUGAUCCUAAGCCCCAAGUUUCCUUGUUGAAGGUAUUUAAUUAAAAAGAAAUAAAAUUAAGUAGUCUAAUGAGAUAAUUGUGAAGAUAUUCACAUAGAUUUACAAGGCAGAGGAAAACAGAGUCCCAAGCAGAUGCCCAUUAGCAGGAUGAAGAACAAGGAACUAAAUCUCGUUUAGAGGAAAGUAAAUUGCAAUCAAAUUUGCAGUCUUUUAAGAGAGGUGACAUUCUGGGGAGGAGACUGCUUUAUCCAGAGACACCCAGCUCAAGAAGGCAAUGCUGCCUUGCUACAUGGGCUGAACUUUAGCACAUCUGUAGAAAAUAAGUCCUGUUUUAGUCAUUGUAUUUACCUCAAGUAAUAAUGUAUCUUUGAAAACAAACAAACAACUCUACAUCCCUAUAGAACCCUUUCCAUGCCCUAUUUUCAAAUGUAGCAAAAGAGGCAGAUAACACAUUAACAGCUGUUUUCAACUAUACAUUGAUCUGAAGCAUGCAAGCAGAAUUUUGGGAUAAAAUCUACUGAAGUUCAUCAAUAUCUGUAAAGGAAUUCUUUCUCUAAGAAGCUGACUUGGAGGAGUAGGAGGUGGGCCCUGCCAUGGAGAUGUGUACAUGUAUGGACACCAACAGGAGCUCUCUUCUGGUUCACAAGGUGGGCAGCAAUAUUUUGAGUUCACCUUUAAGUGUAAAUAGAAUCACUGAAUCAUAGAACCAUCAAGGUUGGAAAGACCUCUAAGAUUAACCAGUCAUCAAUUCAUCCCUACUAACCAUGUCUGUCAGUGCCACAUCUCCACAGUUCUUGAACACCCUCAGAGACAGUGACUGCACCAGCUCCCUGGGCUGCUGACAGAGUUAACUUCAAGAACUUGUAUUAUGAGAAAAGAGUAUUUUAAUUACAAAACUAACAGCAACUCUGAUUGCUGCUGUCUCUUAAAAAUGUUAAUUAGUCCUUCCAUUCGUCCUUAAAUUUAUGAAGACCUGCACAGAGUCAGUGACACUAUUGCUUGUGACAGACUCAUGCUGAGCCUUUCAUUCUGCAGUUGUUGCAAAGGAAUGUGUAUGAAACGAUGAAAGAGUCACAGUAAAACAUUUUUAUUUGUACUCCAGCAAUUCCUUCCACAAAAAAAAAAAAAAAAAAAAAAAAAAAAGCUUCAGAAAUAAACUAGAAAUGGUUCUUCUCCACUCUCAUUCUAGAAAAGUUCAUUUUCGAGAAAGCAAGUUUGCAAUUCAUUGCAGCUGGAAGAUUUUUCAUAUCUCCCACCCCCAUCCGCCUCCCAGAGGAUAGAGAAACUCCUAUGGGGUUCCUGGGGCAGCAGCAGAGGAGGGCUGGGCACAAGGAGCCUCAAUCCGGAGUGGAAACAGAACCAACUCAGCCUCACCGACGCCUAAAAAGGAUCGGCCUUGUUUGAGAGCUGGUCCAUGGACUGGUUUCGUUGUGGGCUUUGUCUCUUUUUGUUGCUGUUGUUUUUUGAAUAAUUUCGCUGUGGCGUGGCUGCUCAGGAGAUGCGUGGUGAUGGAGGGGUCCCUUCUGGGUUCGCCCGCCUCUCAGCACUGCCUUCUGUCGGACCAAAGGCAAGGAACCGCCAGAAUUAACAUCAUUCCUGGAGAAAGAAAGAAUGGGAAAGAGGAGUUCGGAGCCGCCCGCUGAGGGGGAGGGCAGGGCCGGGCCUGUGCCGGCAGCGUCCCGCCGCCGCGGGGGCGCGACGGAGGGAGGGAGGGAGCGGGCGGAGGGCGGCUGCGCGGCCGCCUCCCCGCGUUCUGGCGGUCCUCGGCGGGCGGCGGUGCGGAGUGGAGCGGGAAGGCCGCGAUAACAUGCAUGUGUCACUGGCUGAGGCUCUGGAGGUUCGGGGAGGGCCACUGCAAGAAGAAGAAAUAUGGGCUAUUUUGAAUCAAAGUGCUGAGAGCCUUCAAGAGCUCUUCAGAAAGGCUGAUCCUGCUGCUCUGGGAUUCAUCAUUUCUCCGUGGUCUCUCCUGUUGCUUCCAUCUGGCAGUGUAUCAUUUACUGAUGACAAUGUUUCCCACCAAGACCUGCGAGCAUUCACAGCACCUGAGGUUCUGCAGAACCAGUCCCUGUCAUCUCUCUCAGAUGUUGAGAAGGUCCAUAUUUAUUCUCUUGGUAUGACGCUCUUCUGGGGAGCUGACCAUGAGGUUCCUCAAAGCCAACCUAUCAAACUUGGAGAUCAUCUCAACAGCAUCCUCCUUGGCAUGUGUGAAGAUGUCAUUUAUGCUCGAGUAUCUGUACGGACCGUUCUGGAUGCCUGCAGUGCUCACAUCAGGAACAGUAACUGUGCCCCAUCUUUUUCAUAUGUGAAGCAGUUAGUCAGACUGGUCUUGGGAAGCCUGUCUGGGAUGGAUCAACUUUCUUGCAAUGGAGAUAAAAAAUUGCAGCCAGACAGGAGCCAGGCAAUUCGGGAGAGGCUGAGGGGAAAAGGACUGCCCACAGGAAAAGCUUCAGUGGUUGAUGCACGUGACGAACACAAGACUCAUUUCUCUCAACAGACAGUGCUUAACAAAGGGCUUAGCAAGUCGAUGGGAUUUCUGGCCAUGAGAGGAACACAAGGCGAGGAGGAAUUUUUCCAGGGCAUUUCCUCAGAUUACAACUCGGGACAGGAAGAUUCUUUCUAUCCUUACAGAUGUAAAACCAAUGAGUUUGAAAACAAAAGUCACCUCCACACAGAUGCAGCUCCCAAGCGGAAGGUGUGGGCUUCUUCCACAGACUUGCUUUGCACGACCAACAAAGCAGCUGAGAGAGAUCAUGCUUCAGACUCUCACAAGUACAGUCAUCAGUGUGAGACCUUCGCUGUACGGACUUCUACUAUGACCAGAAACAAAGAAGCGAGAUACUCCGAUGGGAGCAUAGCACUGGAUAUCUUUGGACCUCAGAAACUGGACCAAACACGCCAUGUGCCUGAGACAUCAACUUCCGCAGCAAUAUCGAGUGCCUUUGACAGGAUAAGGGAGAGACAGAAGAAGUUGCAGCUCCUGAGGGAAGCCAUGAAUGUAGAAGAGCCUCUGAGAAGGUACAAAUCAUACCACAGCGAUGUUUACAGUACUUCGAGUGAAAGUCCAUCCAUUAUUUCUUCAGAAGCAGAUUUCAGGCAAGUGAGAAGAAAUGAGGGAUUCAAGAGAGAUGAUGCCAGUACUGCUUUGCCAGGUGCUGAUGAUAUCUCCACAUCAAGUCAAGCUCAUUCUCAGAGGGCAAGCAGGCAGCAUGAAGCACCAUUUGAAGGCAAUCUCGUCAGUCAAGAAGCGAUGCUAAAGCGCCAGGAAGAAGAAAUGCUGCAGUUGCAGGCUCGUAUGGCUCUCAGGCAGUCCCGGCCCAACCUCUACCCUGGAGAUGCAAUCAGGUCCUCCAUGCUGGACAUCACCAGAGAUCCGCUUAGAGAAAUAGCCCUGGAAACAGCCAUGACUCAAAGGAAACUGAGGAAUUUUUUUGGCCCUGAGUUUGUGAAAAUGACGAUUGAACCAUUCAUCUCCUUGGAUCUGCCAAAGUCUAUCUUGACAAAGAAAGGGAAGAAUGAUGAUACAAGGAGGAAAGUAAACGUGAUGCUUUUAAGUGGACAGAAGCUGGAGCUGACCUGUGACACUAAAACAAUAUGUAAAGAUGUCUUUGAUAUGGUUGUUGCCCAUAUUGGCUUAGUGGAGCAUCACUUAUUUGGACUGGCUACUUUAAAAGACAAUGAGUUUUUCUUCGUUGAUCCUGACAUAAAGCUGAGUAAAGUAGCCCCAGAAGGAUGGAAAGAAGAGUCGAAGAAAAAGAACAAGCCCCCUGUCAACUUCACUCUGUUUUUUCGCAUCAAGUUUUUUGUGGAUGAUGUCAGUCUUAUACAGCAUACUCUCACUUGUCACCAGUAUUACCUGCAGCUGCGGAAGGACAUCCUGGAAGACAGGAUGCACUGUGAUGAUGAGACAGCCUUAUUGUUGGCAUCCCUAGCUCUUCAAGCUGAAUAUGGAGAUUACCAGGCAGAGGUGCACGGCAUGUCAUAUUUCAGACUGGAACACUAUGUCCCAGCUAGAGUGAUGGAGAAACUGGAUACAUCCUACAUCAAGGAAGAGUUGCCAAAGUUGCAUAGCACUUACGUGGGCGCUUCUGAGAAAGAGAUAGAAUUAGAAUUCUUGAAGCUGUGUCAGAGGCUCACAGAGUAUGGCGUUCACCUUCAUCACGUGUUACCCGAGAAGAGAUCCCAGACAGGCAUCCUGCUGGGAGUGUGCUCCAGAGGAGUUGUUAUCUUUGAGGUUCACAAUGGUGCCCGCACUCCUGUGCUGCGCUUCCCAUGGAGAGAGACAAAAAAAAUUUCCUUCAGUAAGAAGAAAAUAACAUUGCAGAACACAUCGGAUGGUAUCAAGCAUUCCUUUCAGACUGACAACAGUAAAACCUGUCAGUACCUUUUGCAUCUCUGCUCUUCCCAGCAUAAGUUCCAGCUGCAGAUGAGAACCAGGCAGAGCAACCAGGACACUCAGGACAUUGAGCGAGCUUCCUUUAGGAGCCUGAACAUCCAUGCGGAGUCAGUGAAAGGCUUUGGCAUGGGGCGGGCCAUCAGCACGGGCAGCCUGGCCAGCAGCACCUUGAACCGCCUUGCAGUGCGCCCUCUAUCCGUGCAGGCAGAGAUCCUGAAGCGGCUGUCCUGCUCCGAGCUCUCGCUCUUCCAGCCACCCCCAGGCUCUUCAAAGGACAAGAAUGAGAAGACUUCGUGGGAGGAAAGACCCAGGGUUAUGAGCAAAUCGUUCCAUGAUCUGAGCCAGAGCCAUAUCUCGGUUUACCCUCCGAGGAAGAAUAUUAUCACAGCUUUGGACUCUUCCUCCCAGAAAAUAGAGGACUUAAUGGGAAGAGUCUUUCAGCGAAUGCCAAAAUUUGAUACUGGAUCAGCAGCAGGAGCAUUAAAACUGAACAAUUCAAAAUCUCAUGCAGGUUUAAGUAGAAGUCCUGAAAGAAAGAAAAAUGAAUCGGACUCAUCGUCCAUGGAAGAUACCGGGCAAGCCUAUGUUGUAGGUGUUAGCAUGAGUAACUCUGGAAAUCUUCCAUCAUCAACACCAUUAAAAGAGAGCAGUGACUCUCUGCAAACAACAGAGAGCAGAGUUUCCUCACCAGAAAGAGAGAUCACUUUGGUGAACCUGAAAAAGGAUGAAAAAAUGGGCUUGGGCUUUCAGAUAGUUGGUGGAGAGAAGACGGGGAAACUUGAUCUGGGAAUUUUCAUUCACUCAGUUACUCCUGGAGGGCCAGCUGAUGUGGAAGGAUCUCUGAAACCAGGACACCGACUGAUAUCUGUGAACAGCACGAGUUUGGAGGGUGUCAGCCACCACACAGCAUUAGAAAUUAUAGAGAAUGCUCCUGAGGAUGUAACACUCGUUAUCUCUCAGCCCAAAGAAAAGCCAUCCAAAGCAUCGUGCAGCACCUCGCACCUCACUAAUGGAACCAGGACCUAUGUAAGAAGACCAUCAUCAGUGCAGGACAAUGAGGCAGAGUCCUCUUCGGAGGAGCCUAGCAGGUCCCGUGCUCACCAGAGGGCCAUUGCAGGCAGCGUGUCUGCCUUGUCAGGGGGCAGGCGGGAUGGGAGUGUGAGCUCCCAGGACUCCAGGACUGAGAGUGCCAGCCUGUCCCAGAGCCAGACGGCCAGCUGCUUUGGCAGACGUGCCAGUGGCAGAGCCCAACAGGAUCCACAGAAAUACAGUGACUCCCAGUCUGGGGUUUUGAAAACUAGUGAGAAGAGAAGGUCGUCGUCAGACAGUACUCGAGCCAAAAUGAAAAGGUCGGGAGUUGUGGAGUCCGUGGAGUAUUCUGACCGAGGAGAUUCUGACAUGGAUGAAGCAACUUACUCCAGCAGUCAGGAGCAGCAGGUUGCUCAAAAGGAAUCUUCCUCAGCAAAUGCAGCUGACAAAAUGAAUUCUAAAAAGGUUUCUGCAGAACUUCUUAAACCUGGAGAUAUCUUUGAGGUUGAACUAGCCAAAAAAGAUAACGGCUUGGGAAUAAGUGUCACGGUACUGUUUGACAAGGGUGGUGUAAACACAAGUAUAAAGCACGGUGGUAUUUAUGUGAAAGCAGUUAUUCCAAAAGGAGCAGCUGAAGAAGAUGGCAAAAUAGAAAAAGGUGACCGCGUGCUUUCUGUCAAUGGGGUGAGUUUGGAGGGUGCUACUCAUAAACAAGCUGUGGAAAUGCUAAGAAACACCGGACAGGUGGUGCAUCUGCUGUUGGAAAAAGGACAGCUUUCUGUGGCAAAGGCUCAUGCUCCAGUAACACCACAGUGCACACCUCCAAAUCUGGUGGGGCCAUGUGAGCCUCAGGAGAAACCAGCAACAAGAGCUACAAACACCAAAGACUACAGCUUUGUCACUGCAGAGAACACAUUUGAGGUAAAGCUGCUGAAGAACAGCUCAGGUCUUGGGUUCAGCUUCUGCCGUGAAGAUAAUCCUACUCCAGAACAGCUGGGCUCAACCAUUGUGAGGGUGAAGAAGCUCUUCCCUGGGCAGCCUGCUGCAGAGAGUGGGCAGAUAGAUAUUGGGGACGUCAUCCUCAAAGUGAAUGGGGCAUCGCUCAAGGGUUUAUCCCAGCAGGAAGUCAUCUCUGCUCUGAGGGGAACAUCUCCAGAAGUCUCUCUUCUCCUUUGUCGGCCACCGCCUGGUAUACUGCCAGACAUCGAUCCUGCUUUGUUGACCCCCAUCAAUUCACCCCUACAAGUAUUUCCAGAUGUCAAUAGAGAAGUUUCUGGUCCUUCAAAUGAAGAACAGGGAGAUAGCUCAGAUGAAAAUGAAACUACUGAUCUGAGCAAGAGAAGACUGAAGUCUCCCUCUAGGAGAGACAGCUACAGUGACAGCAGCAGGAGUGGUGAUGAAGAGACGAUGGACUCACUGGCGCAGUCAGGCCACAGCUGGAAUUCUGCCCUCUGCCAGCCUCCAGAUGAAGCUGUGACACAGGCACACAGCCAGCACGAGGCACGCAGUGCUCAGGGCAGUGCUCUUCGCACCAUCUUGUAUUCUGCACAUGAGACUCCUAGCAGGUCAGAGCUUGAGGACAGCACUCUGCUGUUGGAUUUGACAUCGAUCCCACCCUGUAGAACCAUUCCUGAAGUUACCACAUCUGUUUUAAUAAACAACUGUUAUGCUGCUCCUGCUUCUGAGCUACCUCCACGCCUGGAAGGAAUGGCCUCACUACUCAGCCAGCUAGAAAAAAGUGCUGAAGAAUAUGAACCGGAAGUAGAACUCCAGGUCACCAUGACCAAGUCUGAAAAAGGCAGCCUGGGCUUUACAGUGACCAAAGGGAAUGAUAAUGUGGGCUGCUACAUUCAUGACAUUGUUCAGGAUCCUGCCAAAAGUGAUGGGAGACUGCGUCCUGGGGACAGACUCAUAAAGGUUAACGAUAUUGACGUUACCAACAUGAGUCAUACAGAUGCAGUCAGCUUUCUCCGUGCUGCCCCAAAGACUGUCAGAUUGGUUCUAGGACGUGUGUUGGAAUUACCCAAGAUGCCAGUAUUGCCUCACUUGCUGCCUGAUAUUACGCUAACAUGCCAUAAAGAGGAGCUAGGUCUGUUGUUAGCAGGAGGUCAUGACAGCAUUUACCAAGUUGUGUAUAUCAGUGACAUUCUCCCCAGAUCAGCUGCUGCCAGAGAGGAGAGUCUCCGUGCACUAGAUAUUAUCCAUUAUAUUAAUGGGGUCAGCACACAAGGAAUGACACUGAAAGAAGCCAAAAGAACAUUGGAAACAUCCCUUCCUUGGGUUGUGCUCAAAGUGACCAGAGAUGGUCAUCCAGUACUUCCAAAAUCCAGGGGCUCAGAUAGCUCGGAUUCAUGGUCAAAGAAAACUAAUGGCUGCUCACAUGGUGAUCCCUGUGAUAAAACAGAAAAGACAACUGAUGCCCACGGGUCCAAGGUCAAUGGCAACAGCAUCAUAGGACCUUCUCUUGCAAACACAGAAAAUAACAUCCAUCAUACAAAGGGACAACUAAAUCUCACAGGGUCUGGAGAUGCCCCUUCGCUUGGCUUUGCUGCUCAGAUAUCGGAUGUUUCUAAACACAGUGACAAGUCAGAAACAGAGAUUCCAGAUGAUGAAUAUUAUGAUGAAGAUGAUCACAAUGAAGUAGUCCAGUAUCUGUUGGACGUUGUAGAUGAGGAAGCCCAGAACCUAUUAAAUCGAAACAAUGCAAUAUCAGAGGCCCAGAGCCUUCUGCACAUCAAGAAGGCCACAUCAGAAGAUCAUCUGACAGCUCCAGUGGAGAUGAAUGGGAAACUGGCAGAAGAUAAGUCUGAAGACACAGACUGUGAUGGUUCAUCUUUACCUGAAGAUUUUUCAGAGCCCAUGCACAUAAAUGGUUGUGAAGACCAUGGUGAGGAAGGAGCUGUGCCAGAAAGAUCCCCUCCACAACCUCCCUUGAGUCAAGCAGAUGAAGAUGAAAUCACGUGGGGAAGUGAUGAAUUGCCAAUUGAAUCAAUCAGCCAGGAGCGUGUAAAUAAAGAUCUCCCUCUGGUGACGAACGAAGAGAUCUCCGCGCUGCGUGCUGUGAGUGUGCUCCCUGGCGGCAAGUACUGCGGAGCCAAGCUGAAGGCGGCCAUCAGGGUGCUGCGAGGACUGCUGGAACAGGGGGUUCCUUCCAAGGAGAUUGAAAAUCUUCAAGAGUUAAAACCAUUGGAUCAGUGUUUGAUUGGACAAGCAAAGGAGAACAGGAGGAAGAACAGAUACAAAAACAUCCUCCCUUACGAUACCACCAGAGUUCCUCUUGGCAGUGAAGGUGGAUACAUCAACGCCAGCUUCAUUCGCAUGCCGGUGGGGAAUGAGGAGUUUGUCUACAUUGCUUGUCAAGGACCUCUCCCCACUACCGUAGCAGACUUCUGGCAGAUGGUUUGGGAGCAAAACUGUACUGUGAUUGCCAUGAUGACUCAGGAAGUUGAGGGAGAGAAGAUAAAAUGCCAACGCUACUGGCCAGAUGUGCUCCAUAAAACCACCAUGAUAACAGACAGGCUGCGGCUGGCUCUUGUAAGGUUUCAGCAGCUGAAGGGCUUCAUCAUCAGAGUGCUGGAGCUAGAAGAGAUCCAGACAGGUGAGGUACGGCACAUUUCCCACCUGAACUUCACUGCCUGGCCUGACCAUGACACCCCUUCUCAGCCGGACGACCUGCUGACGUUCAUCUCCUACAUGAGGCAUGUGCACAGAUCAGGACCCAUCGUAACACACUGCAGUGCUGGCAUUGGCCGCUCAGGGACCCUGAUUUGUAUCGAUGUGGUUCUGGGGCUCAUCAGCAGAGACCUGGAUUUUGACAUCUCGGACCUGGUGCGCACAAUGCGUCUGCAGCGGCACGGGAUGGUGCAGACAGAGGAUCAGUAUAUCUUCUGCUAUCAAGUUGUCCUGUAUGUCCUGAAUCAUCUCCAGCACGAAGAAGAGAGGCAAAUGAAAUCCUGAACUGGAAAGUGCUUUGAAAAUACAGAUGUGAGGAGCCUGAAGGGACCUGAAGGCUCUCACCUGUUCUUUGUUCUGCCAAUGCUGUCAAAGUCCUUUUCUUCAGCUGCUGUCAAAUGUUUUCUCUAUCUGCCUCUGUGUGUCACUGCACAUAAGGUACAUAGUGUAUGGACAAAGGAGAGCUCAUACCAUACCACUGCUGUCUUCAGCCCAUGGACACAGCUGUGAGAUAUUUGUAUAACAGUAAAUAAUAUUUAAUAAAGCUGCAUUUUUUUGCAGCUUCCUUAAUACAUGAUUAAGUACUCAAAUAAAAAUAUUUUAAUGAAAAAAAAUGAAAAAAAGUAAUGUUGAAAUACUCCUGCAGCUCUGCAGCUGCUCUGGAGUAUUUGUUUCUUAGGGGGUGGGAUAAAGCAGUAUUCUUGUCCUGGCAAACUUUACUACCAUGCCAUUUUAAUGGUCUCUUUUAAAAGCUUGUGUAUGGCAACAGACUGUUUUGGCCUUUUAGUAGAGUUGGAGCUAUUUUAUAGAGGGUAUCUUAAAUCAGUAUUUAAGCUUUAAGAGCUGCCUGUUAGUGUAAGGAUAGUGGUGACUGUUUACUGUAAGUAUCACAGUUAACAAUGUUUACUUGAUAGAGUUCCAUGUAUAUAUUUAUAUACUUUUACAAAAAAAAAAAAGAAGUUGAAUUAUCAGAUGUCUAACUUUAUAACUUAUUAGGCAUCUCUACUCUGUAAAUAAAAAUACACUUAAAAUGCA